AUGCCUUCGGCCAUCAGAGCAUUGGAUGAAUUGGUAGUCAACAAAAUCGCAGCUGGCGAGAUCAUUGUGCGACCCGUAAAUGCUUUGAAGGAGAUGAUGGAAAACUCAAUUGAUGCCGGUGCAACGUCUAUUGAGGUUCUGGUUCGCGAUGGAGGUCUCAAAGUACUACAGUUGACCGAUAAUGGAUCUGGAAUCAACAAAAAUGACUUACCAAUUUUAUGUGAGCGUUUCACAACAUCUAAACUUGCUGCUUUCGAAGACUUGCAUUCGCUCCAGACCUACGGAUUUCGAGGCGAAGCACUGGCCAGCAUAUCCCACAUUGCUCGGGUCACUGUUACAACCAAAACGCGAGACGAAGCUUGUGCAUGGAAAGUGUCGUACGCGGCGGGCAAGAUGUUGGGGACCCCCAAACCCACAGGAGGACGUGAUGGCACGGUUAUUCUCGUAGAGGAUCUGUUCUAUAACGUACACUCGAGAUUGCGUUCUCUGAGAUCUUCAAACGAGGAAUUUGCCAAAAUCAUAGACUGCGUGGGUCGUUACGCCAUCAACGCUUCUCAUAUCGGUUUCUCAUGCAAGAAGUUCGGUGAGGCACAGUUUGCUUUGUCCAUCAAGGCAAGCGCUACAACAAGAGAAAGAAUACGAGCUGUUUUUGGUCGCGCGGUAGCUGAGAACUUGGUAGAGCUGAACAUAGCUGAAAAUGCAGAAAUUGGCGUAUCUGGACGAGGUCAGGUUAGCAACCUGAAUUUUGUGAGCAAGAAAGCCGUUUCUCCGGUACUGUUCAUAAAUAACCGGCUGGUCACUUGCGAUCCAUUGCGACGUGCCAUGAAUCAGGUAUAUGGCUCCUACCUGGCUAAGGGCAAUAAGCCGUAUAUCUUUCUCAGUCUCAGUGUACGUCCGGACCUAGUUGACGUUAAUGUCCACCCAACAAAGCAAGAGGUUCGCUUUUUGCAUGAUGAAGAGAUCAUUGGGCUGGUGGCGAAUCAAUUAGAAGACGCUUUGGCAAGCGUGGACACUUCACGCUCUUUUAAAACUACAUCAAUAUUCACACCCAAUCCAGUAUCCGUUAGAGAAGGCCUAGGGCAGCCGCAUUCUCAUUUGAUCAACAAUAUGCCUAUUGCUACUAGCGUGAGCAAGAUCAAGCGUCAAGAAAACAAAAUGGUGCGGAUAGAUUCUUCGCAGGAUAAAAUCACCAACUAUCUGAAGACUUUUGAUCACAAUCCAGAUUUUGUGCGGAAUGCUGGCGAUACACAAGCUUCACAGAAUGACUCUGUCAAGAAACCACCGCAUUCAGCUGCUCACGAAAACGAAAGCAACGAUCCUGUGUCGAACAGCCGAAAUCUUUCGUACUCGGUACUGAGAAAAGAGCGGACGGAGGUCAAUCUGGCGAGUAUCAAAACUUUAAGAAGAAUGGUUGACGAUGACACUAAUACUGACCUCACGAAUGCUUUUGCUAAUUUGACUUACGUGGGAAUAGUGGACGAACAGCGAAGACUGGCCACAAUUCAACAUGACCUAAGGUUAUAUCUGGUUGACUAUGGUUCAAUCUGUUAUAAUCUGUUUUACCAGAUCGGACUCAUGGAUUUCGCCAACUUUGGCAAAAUCUAUCUAGGUUCCGAAGAUGGUGAAGGAAUCUCGAUCAAGAAGACUCUAUGCGAUACGCUAAGUGCUAACGAAAACUUCCUACCGUCGUUAUUGCAGAAAUUAUGGGACAUGAAAGAUAUGCUGGACGAAUAUUUUUCGAUAGAGCUUAGUGGUGAUGAAGGUAAUCUGGAUUCCAUCAAGAUCACAAGCUUGCCAUUAUUAUUGAAAGGCUACAUGCCUCCUUUAUCGAAACUGCCGUAUUUUCUUUACAGACUGGGCACCAAAAUCGACUGGUCUGAAGAGAUGUUAUGUUUGAAGGGCAUCUUGAUACAGAUUGCUCUUUUGUACGUUCCGGAAAUUAUAGAACGAGUAAAUCUUGCUGAUGACACGGUAGAGAACGAUGCGCGGGUCGCAUACGUUACGAAAUUAGAUCUGAUGACCACUACUCUAGAACAGACAAUCUUUCCCUGCAUCAAAAAGAGGCUCUUAGUGCCCAAUCACUUGAAAAAAAGUGUUGUUGAAGUGGCAAAUUUGCCCGGGUUGUACAAAGUCUUCGAACGUUGCUAA
Messenger RNA from Lachancea sp. 'fantastica', 2148 nucleotides. Lineage: Eukaryota; Fungi; Ascomycota; Saccharomycetes; Saccharomycetales; Saccharomycetaceae. The record is from the annotation of a GenBank genome assembly.